Molecule: messenger RNA, 878 nt
Organism: Alternaria rosae
Lineage: Eukaryota; Fungi; Ascomycota; Dothideomycetes; Pleosporales; Pleosporaceae
Product: Yqey-like protein-domain-containing protein
Exons: 1
Coding region: 151-699 (182 amino acids)
Cellular component (GO): mitochondrion
Molecular function (GO): carbon-nitrogen ligase activity, with glutamine as amido-N-donor
Source: RefSeq, a predicted model, not a curated record
CUUUGAAUGUUUGAUUGACGACGUUUCAUUGCUCAACACAUUCGCGCUCCAGCACCUCACAUACACUCUCUGUGAUCGCUCUUUCUGGUUGUGACCGCUCCUGCCUCACACAACUCCCACACUACAACGCAACAACACUCGUCACCCACCAUGUCAUUAUUUCGCACCGCAAUGCUGCAAAGGCAGCUCUUCACUCCCGCCCGGUCUCUAUGCGUCCGCUACUCGUCUUCUUCUGCGUCGGAAAAUGUUGUACUUCCUCGCCUGCAAUCCGACCUCAAGACAGCCAUGCGCGCAAAGAACAAGCCUGCACUAAACACAAUCCGUGCCCUGCAAGCCGAAAUCAUAAACGCAUCAAAGACUGCCAAGCCAAUCGAAACCGAUGGAGCCCUCUACUCCCUCGUUCAAAAGCAGAUCAAAGCCUCUUCGGCCUCAAUUGAAGAGUUCCGAAAUGCUAAGAGGGAGGACCUGGUCGAGAAAGAGCAGGCGCACUUGGAUGUGUUGAAAGGCUAUGCACAGGAGAUACCGCUAGUGGAGAACAGUGAGGUCGACGCGUUAAUCAAAAGCGUGAUCGAAGGGCUGGAAGAGGGCAAGAGGAGUUUUGGCAGCGUCAUGGGUAAAGUCAUGGGUGGUCUCAAGGGACGGCCAUUUGAUCUAGAGUAUGUUACCAAAAAGAUUCAAGAAGCCGUUGGGGCUAAAUGAGCGACACAAUGCAUUGAGUGGGCUUGGACGAAUUGUAGGAUGACUGUACAUAUAUCAUGUAGACUACGGACUCCUCUCUAAACGAGGUAACGAAAGAGACGGCCAGAUUACGAUACCGAAGAACAUGCAUCGAUUAUUGCUUUUCCGUGGGGUUAGCAGAUCCGUCAUCAUGGACGGUA